AUGAAGAUCAUGAAAGUAAUCUUCAUCAUCGCCAUAGCAAUGGCCACAGUCAUCGCGGUCAACUAUUCUAUCACCUUCGCGGGUGACAAAUAUGAAGAAACAAUGGUCACUGCAACACCAUACGUGAAACCGUUUCCAAAAAGGUUAAGUCGUUUUCUAGCCGAAACCAAGAACCCUCGAGCUGCAGACCACUGCAACAAAGACGACGAGAUUUGCUACAUCUUAGAAGGCAAAAACUCGACUUGCUGCAACAACAAGUGUAUGGAUUUGAGCGAGGAUAAGCAUAACUGUGGAGCAUGUAAGAACAAGUGCAAAUUUACGAGCUCGUGUUGCGGAGGGCAGUGUGUGAAUUUGACUUAUGACAAGCGGCAUUGUGGGUCGUGUGGCAACAAGUGUAUGCCUGGUGGUUAUUGCAUAUACGGGCUUUGCAAUUACGCCUAA
Messenger RNA from Lactuca saligna, 441 nucleotides. NCBI's taxonomy places the organism in Eukaryota, Viridiplantae, Streptophyta, Magnoliopsida, Asterales, Asteraceae. The record is from the annotation of a GenBank genome assembly.